AUGCCGAGCUUUGACUCCACUCCGUUCGCGUGGGAGAGUGUGGAGGACAUUGCGGAGUGCAUCCACUUUGAUCUUCUUCGAUUCUUUUUGUCGUGUCAUCUCAAAGAUGAACAUCGAGCAGGAAUGUUCAGCAUUCUCAAUGUUGCCCAGGACCCGGGCGAUCGCACGGCGUCAAAGUCGUCGGCUGAUCGAGCAUGCGAUCAAUGCAAGCUCCGGAAAGUAAAAUGCACAAUGGCAAAGCCAUGCAAGCCGUGCGAAGCAAAGCGGAUAUCGUGCACAUAUGAUCGAGCCAGGAAGAAACGUGGUCCGGCUGGAAAGCGCAUGUCGAUGCCCGGGUCAUUUGAACGACCAGCCUCUGUCAGUGACCUUGGUCUCACAAGUCCGCCACUGCAGCCGCUCGAAAGGGUGACGACAGCACCUGUGCAUCAGCAGACACCACAGUGGCCUGCGCAAGAUGUUAAUGGGGAGGCGACGAGUUGUAGCGCCACUGUAUCUACACACCAGUCAGCAGAGAGAGUGCGUACAAUGAUACAGCAAGAGCAGUUGACGCCGGACGCCAUGUCUGCUGCUUCUAUCGGAUUUUCCGAUCAUGGAGUCCCAGCUGCGAGUCCGAAUGCUUUCAUAUUCCCUAGCAUGCCCGUUGAGUCGCCCUCAGGCUGGGACGAUCCAUUUGCCGAGAUCACUGAGCAAGACUUGCCCGCCUUGGUAGAAAGCACCGACAUCUGGCCAGCGAAAGUUAACGAGACGGCGUUGCUGACCUGGAUCGAUGUGUACUUCAAGCGUCUCCAUCCGACGAUACCCAUACUUAAUCGGACAACCAUGUAUUGUGAUAUGCUGCUUCGCAAGCACCGUACCAAUGCACAGUACGGCGCUAUGUUGCAGAUCCACGAACGAGCUUCGAUGCCGUCGCGAUCAGUUCAAGCCCGCAUGCUAAUGGACGAAUGCGUGAAGAUGCGAAGCAGCGCGGACUUUGGCGAAUAUCCAACCAUCGAGAUGGUCUUGGCUAGCUUCUUCCUUUUCGCAUGCCUCUUUGGCAGCAGCCAGCACAAGGCAGCACGACAUCGACUCCGCGAAGCAGUGGACCUUGCCCAUUCGCUGGGGCUACACCUGCCAACUUCAUAUGCUGGAUUGAGCGACACCGUACGCGAACAAUGGGUGCGUACAUACCUCGUCCUAUCAGUGACGGAACGAGCGUAUGCUUUACAGCAGAACCCUGCGAUUAGCUUUCGUGGCCAACCAGGUGUGACAGCGCGCUUCAUGCAAGCAUUCGACCCAUCUGCUACCAGCGAGUAUAUCGCUUCGCUGAUCUUUAGAGAGCAGACAGACGCUGUGGGUAUGACCGGCCUGCUCUAUUUGAUGGACUCUUUCGAUGCAAUCGACGAGCGCAUCACGGACUGCUGGAGCGGCUACUGCAGCUACAGCGAUGGCAUGUGCGAGACCUUUGACCGCCGGCGAGCGCUGCAGAUGUUUCGAGCUCAGCGCAGAGUGAGAGAAGCUUGUAUCUCAGGAAACAUCUCGUUCGCGCCAACUGUGACACCUUUGCCACUAGCGCAACUCUUGGAGACACAACGUGCAGAUAUCUCUGUGACACAACUCUGGCUGCUGAACAGGUUGUGGCAGCUUUGUCUCACGCAUCAGCUCCUGCGAGAUGUAUCGGAGCAUUCUGAGCUCCGCUAUGACUUUGCUUGCGAGAUCGCCAGUGCACUCCUAGAUUGCUGUAACAAGCUCACGCUCGCGGCCAUGGAGGUCCAUGGAGUUGGAUUUGCCGAGAAGAUCUUUGAUGUCGGUAUCGGCUGGGUGACUGCCCUACAGAGUUCUUCGCAGCUGCGUGUUGACACUGCCUGGUCGCGAGCCGAAGACGACAGCGUGCCAGGUUCGCAUGAUUCUCAGGCUCCGAUCAAAGUAGCGGAGCUUCCGGAAAGGCUGCGAGCAUUACUACAAGACUUUCGUGGAGGAGACCAUCAAUACGUAAGCAGGCUCGAUGUCGCUCUGUCCGGUGUGUCGUCGUACUACAGUUGA
Molecule: messenger RNA, 2019 nt
Organism: Fulvia fulva
Lineage: Eukaryota; Fungi; Ascomycota; Dothideomycetes; Mycosphaerellales; Mycosphaerellaceae
Exons: 4
Coding region: 1-2019 (672 amino acids)
Biological process (GO): regulation of DNA-templated transcription
Molecular function (GO): DNA-binding transcription factor activity, RNA polymerase II-specific; zinc ion binding
Source: RefSeq, a predicted model, not a curated record